GUCAAGAUACUUAAUGUCAAAAAUCUCUAUUCUUUCUUCAUUAGAGUAUGUAAGGCAAAAAAAACAACAACAACAACAACAACAACAACAAAAUCCUGUUGUCCAAGCCUUUGUAGCACACUUGAUUUUUUUUUAAUAUUUCAGAUUUAAUCAUUACGCUUGAGAUCGAAAAGGCGAACAGUAAUAAAUGCGCACUUAUAAUUUUUAAUCGUUCGAUUAAAUAGAACAAAAAGGAAUAUGAACACGCCAGAAUUGUGGCUUUUAGAAAAAACACAAUUCCACAAAAAACAAAACAUAUUUGUUUUAUAUUCUCAUGUUGAAAAUGUUUUAUGUGUAUAAUAAAACAUGCACACAUAGUUCAGGUAAUACGGUAGAUACGUGUUUGGCAAUGUGUCACUGGCAAAUCUACAAUGGCCACCUUUAAAUUUAUAGAUGUAGGAAUUAACCUUACAGACCCCAUGUUUAGGGGAAUCUACAGAGGAACCCAAAAACACCAAGAUGAUUUUACGCAAAUUGUCCAAAGAGCUCUGAGUGUUGGGGUUCUGAAGUUUCUGAUCACUGGUGGAAAUCUGGAGGACAGCAGAGAAGCUCUGAAACUAGCACAAAGCCGAGAGGAGUUCUUCAAUACUGUAGGUUGCCACCCGACUCGCUGUGCUGAGUUUGAGCAACAGGGGGCAGAGCAAUAUUUCUCAGCACUCAGAGAGCUGGCCAUUAACAACAGAGAGAAGGUGGUAGCUGUCGGGGAGUGUGGAUUGGAUUUUGAUCGGUUGGAAUUCUGUCCAAAAGAGACCCAGCUGAAGUACUUUGAGAAGCAGUUUGAUUUGGCAGAAGAAACCAAACUUCCCAUGUUCUUGCACUGCAGAAACUCUCACCAGGAAUUCCUGGACAUUAUGAAAAGAAACCGUGACAGAUGUGUCGGCGGAGUGGUUCACUCCUUCGACGGGACGAAAGAGGACGCUGCUGCUCUGAUAGACCUGGACCUUUAUAUCGGCAUUAACGGCUGCUCUUUGAAGACGGAGGCGAAUCUCGAGGCCAUGAAAUCCAUUCCCACAGAGAGACUGAUGAUCGAGACAGAUGCUCCAUGGUGUGGCAUCAAAAACACUCAUGCAGGAUCCAAGUUCAUUAAAACAACCUUUCCAACCAAGAAGAAGUGGGAGGCAGGACACUGUCUGAAAGACAGGAAUGAACCCUGUCACAUCAUACAGGUGCUGGAGGUGAUGGCAGCAGUGAGGAAAGAGGAUCCGGUAGAAAUGGCCAACACUAUCUACAACAACACGCUGAAAGUGUUCUUCACUGGGAGCUGAAAGCAACCACCUGAUUAACUGUGUAAAUCGUGUUCAGACUUCUGAAUGAUCAAACAGUGACAAUUGCUGUGAGAAUUAAGAUUGUUUACUCUGUGGAUCUUCUUAUCCGAUGAUGCCCAGGGUUCUUUUCCUUACUGCACAAGUUGACUGGCAGCAAAAAUCCAGGGACCGGCAAAAAUCCCUUACACACAGCUGGUGCAAUGCUGAAACGUAUUUUAAUAAAUACAUCCUCUGUAUGAAA
Tachysurus fulvidraco (yellow catfish) is the source of this 1545-nucleotide messenger RNA. RefSeq names its product TatD DNase domain containing 1 (gene tatdn1). Gene Ontology annotation, molecular function: 3'-5'-DNA exonuclease activity. The transcript is spliced from 12 exons. Lineage: Eukaryota; Metazoa; Chordata; Actinopteri; Siluriformes; Bagridae. Gene Ontology annotation, cellular component: cytosol. The coding region runs from base 411 to 1304 and encodes 297 amino acids. The record is from RefSeq and is a predicted model, not a curated record.